Messenger RNA from Haemonchus placei, 894 nucleotides. NCBI's taxonomy places the organism in Eukaryota, Metazoa, Nematoda, Chromadorea, Rhabditida, Trichostrongylidae. The record is from the annotation of a GenBank genome assembly.
AUGAGCGAAGUGAGGCAUGAAAAUCCCAACGAAUUACGGGCUAAAAGAUCAGACGCUCUUGAAGAUGAAGAGACAGCAGAAAGCCCAACCGAGGAGGAUGCCGAGGAACCACUAGAUGAUUCUUCUGAGGAUGCCGCUGAAGAACUUGAAGAAGACUCUGCCGAAGAAACCACCAAGAGCCGAAAUGAGGAGGAUGAUGAGGAUCCAUCAGACGAUGCGUCCGAAGAAGACGAAGACGAAGAAUCCACGGAGAGCCCGAGCGAGGACGAUGCUGAGGAAUUAUCAGAGGAGUCCGAUGAAGAUGCCCCCGAAGACAACGAACAAGACUCUACCGAGGAAACCACCAAGAGCCGAAAUGAGGAAGAUGACGAGGAUCCAUCAGACGAUGCGUUCGAAGACGACGAAGAUGAAGAGAGUGAAGACGAUGCCGAAGAGUCGUCAGAGGAUUCUUCUGAAGACGCUGCCGAAGAUGAAGAAACCUCAGAAAGCCGAAAUGAGGAGGAUGACGAGGAGCCAUCUGAGGAGGAUGACGAGGAUUCAUCUGAAGAGGAUGAUGAAGAUCCAUCUGAGGGAGAUGACGAUGAUUCUUCAGAAACGUCCACAGAAAAGCCGAAGGAAAUUCCCAAAAAGAAACCAACAGGCAAGCGAUUCCCGAGAGACGAGACCGUUUUCAAUAAGAACAUGAUUUACGACGGUGUUGGUUACUACACUCAGCUGGUGUGGCAAAACACCCACAAAAUUGGAUGUGCUGUAGCAUCGUGUAAUAGCAUGACCUUAGUAGGCUGCCUCUACAAUCCGAGUGGCAACAUCGAAGGAGAAGUCAUCUAUGAGAUCGGGGAGCCAUGCACUGGCUGCACAUGCAGCAAGGAUGAAGGGCUUUGUGUUGCUCAAUAA